Messenger RNA from Myotis daubentonii (Daubenton's bat), 2503 nucleotides. RefSeq names its product aldehyde dehydrogenase 3 family member B1 (gene ALDH3B1). Gene Ontology annotation, cellular component: cytoplasm. Bases 669 to 2075 code for a protein of 468 amino acids. The record is from RefSeq and is a predicted model, not a curated record. Gene Ontology annotation, molecular function: aldehyde dehydrogenase (NAD+) activity; 3-chloroallyl aldehyde dehydrogenase activity. The transcript is spliced from 11 exons. NCBI's taxonomy places the organism in Eukaryota, Metazoa, Chordata, Mammalia, Chiroptera, Vespertilionidae. Gene Ontology annotation, biological process: aldehyde metabolic process.
GGGCAGUGGCAAGGGGAUGUGGAUUCGUGGACGGCGCCAAGGAGUUACAUAAGAUGGGCCAGGAUGGAUGGGGACACCGGGUGGGACCGCCCCAGACACGUGAGGGGGAAGCCGUGCACGCCCGCCCGCCCGGGGAAGGGCAGGGGCCUGUCUGGAACCAUCGCCUGGCGGGUUGAUAAGAGUCUCUGUGGGAUUUAGGGGAGGAAGUCUCCGUUCUGGCCCGGAUCUAGCUCGGGGUCCAGCAGGGGUCACACUCUCGGGCUCAGGGAGGGAGGUGGCCGCGAAUCUCAGCCCAGGCUCCAGGCCAGGGCGGCCCCGCCCCAGGGCAGGCCCAGCCCUGGACAUUUCAUAAGGCAGGCUGGCCACACAGCAGGACGCCAGGAGGAAGGACAGCUUGGCAGAGCCUCAGAGCCAGGGGCCUGUGGGGUCAGCUUGGCCCCAGUCACACCCAGUGGGCCGGGGAGGGCUCCAGCCAGGCUCUCAGCACAGAGGCCCGUUGGGCCGCCAUCCUGUUGGCUGCAGUAGGCUCUGCCCUCGGGCCAUGGGGUUUCUAGAAAGCUGAACCCAUUGUGACAGCAGCCAUUGCACAAUAGCGGCAGCCAUGGAGGCACUGACAACGGCCCUGGGCUCAGACUGGGCUCGCUCUUGAUAAACACCGCGCCAGCUGGAUGGACCCCUUCGAGGACACGCUGCAGCGGCUGCGGGAGGCCUUCAGCUCGGGGCGGACGCGGCCGGCGGAGUUCCGGGCUGCGCAGCUCAAGGGCCUGGGCCGCUUCCUGCAGGACAACAAGCAGCUGCUGCAGGAGGCGCUGGCGCAGGACCUGCGCAAGUCAGCCUUUGAGUCGGAGGUGUCUGAGAUCAGCAUCAGCCAGGGCGAGAUUAACUUGGCCCUCAGGAACCUGCGGGCCUGGAUGAAGGAUGAGACCGUGCCCAAGAACCUGGCCACCCAGCUGGACUCCGCCUUCAUCCGGAAGGAGCCCUUCGGCCUGGUGCUCAUCAUCGCCCCCUGGAACUACCCCCUGAACCUGACCCUGGUGCCCCUGGUGGGCGCCCUCGCUGCAGGGAACUGCGUGGUGCUGAAGCCCUCGGAGAUCAGCAAGAACACCGAGAGGGUCCUGGUCGAGGUGCUGCCCCGAUACCUGGACCGGAGCUGCUUUGCCGUGGUGCUGGGCGGGCCCGAGGAGACAGGGCAGCUGCUGGAGCACAAGUUCGACUACAUCUUCUUCACGGGGAGCCCUCGAGUGGGCAAGAUUGUCAUGGCCGCAGCCGCCAAGCACCUGACGCCCGUCACACUGGAGCUGGGGGGCAAGAACCCCUGCUACGUGGACGACAACUGCGACGCCCAGACCGUGGCCAACCGAGUGGCCUUGUUUCGCUACUUCAACGCUGGCCAGACCUGCGUGGCCCCCGACUACGUCCUGUGCAGCCCCGAAAUGCAGGAGCGGCUGGUGCCCGCCCUGCAGAGCGCCAUCACCCGCUUCUAUGGCGAGGACCCCAGGGCCUCCCCAGACCUGGGCCGCAUCAUCAGUGAGAAGCAUUUCCAGCGGCUCCGGGGCCUGCUGGGCUGUGGCCGCGUGGCCAUCGGGGGCCAGAGUGAGGAGAGCGACCGCUACAUCGCCCCCACGGUGCUGGUGGACGUGCAGGAGACGGAGCCGGUGAUGCAGGAGGAGAUCUUCGGGCCCAUCCUGCCCAUCGUGACCGUGAGGAGCCUGGACGAGGCCAUCGACUUCAUCAACCGCCGGGAGAAGCCCCUGGCCCUGUACACCUUCUCCAACAGCAGCCAGGUGGUCAAGCAGGUGCUGGCCCGCACCAGCAGCGGGGGCUUCUGUGGAAACGACGGCUUCAUGCACCUGAUCCUCUCCAGCCUGCCUUUCGGAGGAGUGGGGGCCAGCGGCAUGGGCAGCUACCACGGCAAGUUCUCCUUCGACACCUUCUCCCACCACCGCGCCUGCCUGCUGCGCAGCCCUGGGAUGGAGAAGAUUUACUCCGUCCGCUACCCACCCUACUCGCCGCGCAACCUGAGGAUGCUGCUGGUGGCCAUGGAGGCCCGGAGCUGCAGCUGCACCCUGCUCUGAGCCCACCGCGGGCACCGGGGUUCCAAGCCCCUCCUGGCAAUGUCCGGGUCCUCCUGUCACUGUGGGUGGAGAUGUGGCCUCGGGUCCAGGGCACAAGGAUGAAAAGACCUGCCAGGGCCCCAGCCCAGCCCGGGGCUCGCCCUCCUCCUCGGCCUCCCAUCUUCUGGCCCUCAGCCUCCUCCUCGGCUGCCCCCAAACUAGGAUGUCCACCUGCGUCCGGGAGAGGGCAGGCAUGGGCACCUGUGAGCCACACCCUUCCCGUGGAGGGUGCAGCAGGAGGGGCGCCCUCGGGGAUCUGUUGCUGAAGACGCUCGGACGUCUCUGUCCCGAGCGGCUCCCCCUCUGUACAGUGGAGAGGACUAAUGAUCAGCAUCUCAGAUGCUGUGAGAUUACAUCUGGGAGCUUAAUAAACACGAGCUGCUGACCCC